AUGCUCUGCCUGCAGGACAAUGAACUGGAGAAAAUCACCAGAAGAUUCACCAUUGAGCUGGCCAAGAAGGGUUUUAUUGGUGAGUAGUGUCUGUGUUCAGGGAAACAUUGAAGGCUGCCGGUGAAAAUGUCUGGCAGUAAUGUGUAUGUCUGCGUGAAUACAUGGUCCCCUGGAGUGGGGGAGGGGGGGUCUGCCUUCCACUUAGCCCAUACCAACACAGGCAGGGUUUCAUGAGCCCGCGGCGCAACACAAACAUAAAUAACCAUGAUGAGAGAGGGGUUAAACAGAAGACUUGACAAGGGGAAACUGUACACCAGAAAAAAGCUAACACAAAAUAAUCCACCAAAUAUUAUUUGGGGAUGUCAGAAUUAAAUAAGCAGUGCACAUUAACUUCACGUUCUUUGUAACAAUGCACUAUCACUCCCAAGGACCUCCGCUUGUUUAAGAGUUAUUUUAGGGUAAUGCUUUGAAUGUUUGAAGUGCCCGUGACCUGACUUCAGGCCUUUGUAGGGGGUUUCUAGCCUGACAAGUCCACAGUGUUUAAAAAGGCAAGAAUGGCACUCUAUCUCUCUAUAUGUUAUUUAAAGCCGUAAAUGUCGUCCACCUGGUCACUAAAUCAGGAAGGUAUCAGACUAGUCAGAGGAAGCCAGUUAUUAAAAGGCAUUCCCCAACAUUCUUCCAUAGGGGGAUGAGGUGACUGUUUGUAUAGCUACAUGUCUUGGUUACACGUCAUGUGACUAGACUAUCUACAGUACACUGCAAUAGCUUCAAAGUGGGCCAUGAGUGCCUCUAUCUAAAUACAGUUCUACUGUUUCAUACCAAUAUAUUUAGAUGGGUAAUCAUGUGUUUCAGUAUGAGUUUGUUGUUGGUGUAUUGUUUGUUUCUUUACUGAAGGCAUUUUUUGUUAUCCUAGAAGUUCACUUUAAUCUAAAUGAUUUUCUUUCCCCUGUCAGGACCUGGCAUUGAUGUCCCUGCCCCUGAUAUGAGCACUGGAGAGAGGGAAAUGUCCUGGAUCGCUGACACCUACGCCAACACCAUGGGCCACCAUGUACGUGUUCCCUGUAUAAACUCACUGCCCUCUCCCACAAUAGACAGUUUCCACCAGCACAUCCUAUCAACUAAGUUAAACAGCUUUUAACAAUUACUGUAAACCACUUAAAUGAAGGAAAAUGUCAUAUAUAGAACUUUCUCAGCUGUUCCUCUGCUUGGUAUAUUUUAUCACCAUGAAUCUGUUCGUCUUAUCAACCUUAUAACCAAGCAACUAUGUUACAUGACCACAGACCACAAAGCAGAACUGUGUACAGUAGCAAGUGGUCAAGUGAUAAGUUAUUCUGUGUGUAUACUAGCCAUCCCUAUUGACUUUGCUGAGUAAAUAUUUCCAGUAUGUCACUGUGUUUUUCCCUUAUCCCUUUUGUUGAUUUGAGUUUUUACACAAAGUUCUGCUGGACUUUUAUAUGACCCUUAUUUUCCUGUCAUUAGGAUACUGUUCCAAUUCUACUGAAAGACAAAGCUCUAGAUUCCAUUAAGUUUAACUGUCUCUUGCUGUAUGAUGCUUAUGUGUUUUGUUGAUUGCCAGGGAGGAGGUCAGGGAGCAUCUCAACUGUACACUGGAAUUUACCCUAUAGCCUAGUCAUAGAAGUUGGCCUCAGGCUAAAAACAGCACUACAGAGACAGGUGCUCUUGUCCUGUCAAGGAUUAAGUUUGUCACAGUUUGAGGACAAUGCUGUGCUGUGUCCAUGCAGGCCUCAUGGUUAACUCCCUGUCUUCCCAUAGCAGUCAUUAAUGACCUUACUUUAUCAAGACGUUUAGUCUGAUUCAUGUUCUUCUCAGAAUGUAGACUGAAGAUGUUAUUGUGUAGUGUGUUGGCAAUUUGGCCUUGCCAAGUGCAUGUUGGGACUUUUUUGGCAUUGUCUUCCAAUUAGACUAGUUUCUGGGUUAUAUUGAUGUUAUUAUUGUAAAGAGCCUUAUCUUUAUCCCUCGGAUGAUUUUGUCUCCGGUACAUCCCAAAAUGUGUCGACUUCACCAUCCAGUGAGCCUCUUACAAGGUUGCCAAAAUACGUAUAAUAAAAUGGCCGUCUGCUGCAUUUGUUUGCUUAUGUGAAGUUGCUAAUUCCACCACUAACGAACCACACGUUCCUCUCCUCUGUGUCCAGGACAUCAACGCCCAUGCCUGUGUGACAGGUAAGCCCAUCAGCCAGGGGGGCAUCCACGGAAGGAUCUCGGCCACCGGGCGUGGAGUAUUCCACGGCAUCGAGAACUUCAUCAACGAGGCGGCCUACAUGAGCCAGCUGGGCCUGAGCCCCGGCUUCACCGACAAGACCUUUGUCAUCCAGGUACAGACACAGCACUUAUCGAUUAGGAAUGGCAUUUGAUUUACUUUCAUCAGGUAUCAAAGCACUUUACAGUGUAUGGGGGGGGUGUCAUUAUAGUAAGAGGUAUGAGUAGGGUUGCAAAAAUUUACAAAAGUUACCGGAAUCUUCAGUCAUUUUGGUAAUUAAUUGGAAAUCUAUGGCAAUCUAUUGUGACUUUGGUCAAUAAUUAGACAUUUUAGACUUGAAUAACUUGUAUUCAUAUAGUAUUCAUUUAUUAUAUUGAACAAAAAAUAUAAAAGCAACAUGUAAAGUGUUGGUCCCAUGUUUCAUGAGCUGAAAUAAAAGAUCCCUGAAAUUUUCCAUACGCACAAAAAGCGUAUUUCUCUCCAAUUUUGUGCACAAAUUAGUUUACAUCCCUGCUAGUGAUAAUUUCUCCUUUGCCAAGAUAAUAAUCGUGUGGCAUAUCAAGAAGCUGAUUAAACAGCAUUAUCAUUACACAGGUGCACCUUGUGCUAGGGACAAUAAAAGGCCACUCUAAAAUGUGCAGUUUUGUCACACAACACAAUCGUCUGAGACCAGCCACUCGGACAGCUGAUGAAACUGAGGAGUAUUUCUGUCUGUAAUAAAGCCCUUUUGUGUGGAAAAACUCAUUUUGAUAGGCUGCCCCUGCCCAGUCAUGUGAAAUCCAUAGAUUAGGGCGUAAUGGAUUUAUUUCAAUUGACUGAUUUCCUUAUAUGAACUGUAACUCAGUAAAACCGUUGAAAUUGUUGAAUUUAUAUUUUUGUUCAGCAUAUAUCUGUGUCCAUGUUGUCCAUUAGUUUCUAGUAGAUAGGCCAUAUGGUUCAAGAGAAAAUAGCCUAAUUAAUGAAAGAAAGCAUCUAAUCAACAAUGGCAUUUUUUCAAUUAACUCUGCAACUCUUCCAACUAUUGACUGUCACACAUUGACGGCAACAAAUAUAUAUUGACAUUAAAUUGUGUAAAUAAAAAAUUAUAUAAAGGAUAUUUUAUUCUGAAACCCUCAUAUUAACCACCAAUGGUACUUACUAAGUUGAUGUUUUACAGCAUUGUCAUUCAAUUUUAUAUUUUAAAAUCAUCUGAUUUAAUUAUUUCAUAUACAGUGGGGAAAAAAAGUAUUUAGUCAGCCACCAAUUGUGCAAGUUCUCCCGCUUAAAAAGAUGAGAGAGGCCUGUAAUUUUCAUCAUAGGUACACGUCAACUAUGACAGACAAAAUGAGAAGAAAAAAAUCCAGAAAAUCACAUUGUAGGAUUUUUUAUGAUUUUAUUUGCAAAUUAUGGUGGAAAAUAAGUAUUUGGUCAAUAACAAAAGUUUCUCAAUACUUUGUUAUAUAUCCUUUGUUGGCAAUGACACAGGUCAAACGUUUUCUGUAAGUCUUCACAAGGUUUUCACACACUGUUGCUGGUAUUUUGGCCCAUUCCUCCAUGCAGAUCUCCUCUAGAGCUGGGCAACACGGACUUUCAACUCCCUCCAAAGAUUUUCUAUGGGGUUGAGAUCUGGAGACUGGCUAGGCCACUCCAGGACCUUGAAAUGCUUCUUAUGAAGCCACUCCUUCGUUGCCCGGGCGGUGUGUUUGGGAUCAUUGUCAUGCUGAAAGACCCAGCCACGUUUCAUCUUCAAUGCCCUUGCUGAUGGAAGGAGGUUUUCACUCAAAAUCUCACGAUACAUGGCCCCAUUCAUUCUUUCCUUUACACGGAUCAGUCGUCCUGGUCCCUUUGCAGAAAAACAGCCCCAAAGCAUGAUGUUUCCACCCCCAUGCUUCACAGUAGGUAUGGUGUUCUUUGGAUGCAACUCAGCAUUCUUUGUCCUCCAAACACGACGAGUUGAGUUUUUACCAAAAAGUUAUAUUUUGGUUUCAUCUGACCAUAUGACAUUCUCCCAAUCCUCUUCUGGAUCAUCCAAAUGCACUCUAGCAAACUUCAGACGGGCCUGGACAUGUACUGGCUUAAGCAGGGGGACACGUCUUGCACUGCAGGAUUUGAGUCCCUGGCGGCGUAGUGUGUUACUGAUGGUAGGCUUUGUUACUUUGGUCCCAGCUCUCUGCAGGUCAUUCACUAGGUCCCCCCGUGUGGCUCUGGGAUUUUUGCUCACCGUUCUUGUGAUCAUUUUGACCCCACAGGGUGAGAUCUUGCGUGGAGCCCCAGAUCAAGGGAGAUUAUCAGUGGUCUUGUAUGUCUUCCAUUUCCUAAUAAUUGCUCCCACAGUUGAUUUCUUCAAACCAAGCUGCUUACCUAUUGCAGAUUCAGUCUUCCCAGCCUGGUGCAGGUCUACAAUUUUAUUUCUGGUGUCCUUUGACAGCUCUUUGGUCUUGGCCAUAGUGGAGUUUGGAGUGUGACUGUUUGAGGUUGUGGACAGGUGUCUUUUAUACUGAUAACAAGUUCAAACAGGUGCCAUUAAUACAGGUAACGAGUGGAGGACAGAGGAGCCUCUUAAAGAAGAAGUUACAGGUCUGUGAGAGCCAGAAAUCUUGCUUGUUUGUAGGUGACCAAAUACUUAUUUUCCACCAUAAUUUGCAAAUAAAUUCAUUAAAAAUCCUACAAUGUGAUUUUCUGGAUUUUUUUUCUCAAUUUGUCUGUCAUAGUUGACGUGUACCUAUGAUGAAAAUUACAGGCCUCUCUCAUCUUUUUAAGUGGGAGAACUUGCACAAUUGGUGGCUGACUAAAUAGUUUUUUUCCCCACUGUAUUAUACAUGUUAUAAGGCCCCACAGAGGGCCAGAGAUGAUUGCAGACACCUGUGAUAAUCUGAAGUAGCCAAAAGGCCCAGUAGAUGUGAUGGAUUACAUAAAAUCCUUGAAAGAUACCAACAUUCUGGUAGUUUACUGGUAAACUUUGAAAGUUUCCAGUAAUACACCCUCCCUUUACAACCCUAGGUAUGACUCAGCACCUAACAGCAUUUUCUGUUAGGGAAGCAUUGCUCACUGCAGAGUAUGCAUCUACUGCAGCACUGCUUAUAUAUCUACAGAAAUACUGUAACUUAUGACACUGAGACCAAGCAUUGGGCCUUUAUGUUAAACAUACAGUGGGGUCCGGAAUUAUUGGAUGCCUUGAUAAAUACGAGUAAAAAAGACUGUAUAAAAUACCUCUAUCCUGCAGUCUUGUAAUGUAAUUAUUGAAAAUGCCAUUAGGAAAACAUCUUAGACCAGAUUUAAAUUAGUCCAAAUGUAUUUUUUUUUAUGAGUCUGUAAUCUAACUCAUUCUUAUCCCUUUAAAUUCAUACCUAAUCAGCAGGCUUCUGCUUGCCUAGAAAGACUGAGGGAGGAACUGUUGCCUGUGAUCUAGGUUGCUGACUGGUGUCUUUGUAUUGGCAGCUGUAGUAGUUGAGUUGCCUACUUUCCUCAUGAGUCCAUAAAAUAUAAAUACCUGAGUUAUGUAUGAAUAUGUUCCCGAUGUUAAAAGGUAUUGGAAUAUAUAUACAGUAAGGGGGAAAAAAGUAUUUGAUCCCCUGCUGAUUUUGUACGUUUGCCCACUGACAAAGAAAUUAUCAGUGUAAUUUUAAUGGUAGGUUUAUUUGAACAGUGAGAGACAGAAUAACAACCAAAAACUCCAGAAAAACGCAUGUCAAAAAUGUAUUUUAAUGAGGGAAAUAAGUAUUUGACCCCUCUGCAAAACAUGACUUAGUACUUGGUGGCCACUCCUUUGUUGCCUUGGCCGUGUGUUUUGGGUCAUUGUCAUGCUGGAAUACCCAUCCACGACCCAUGUUCAAUGCCCUGGCUGAGGGAAGGAGGUUCUCACCCAAGAUUUGACGGUACAUGGCCCCGUCCAUUGUCCCUUUGAUGCAGUGAAGUUGUCCUGUCCCCUUAGCAGAAAACGUGUUAAUUGAAAUGCAUUCCAGGUGACUACCUUGCACUGCCCCCCCACCCCAUCCUUUUUACGCUGCUGCUACUCUGUUAAGUAUUUAUGCAUAGUCACUUUAACUCUACCCACAUGUACAUAUUACCUCAACUACCUCAACUAGCCGGUGCCCCCGCACAUUGACUCUGCAACGGUACCCCCCUGUAUAUAUAGCCUCCCUACUGUCACUUUAUUUUACUGUAUAUAUAGCCUCCCUACUGUCACUUUUUAUUUUACUUCUGCUCUUUUUUUCUCAACACUUUUUUGUUGUUGUUGUUUUAUUCUUACUUUUUUUGUUUAAAAUAAAUGCACUGUUGGUUAAGGGCUGUAAGUAAGCAUUUCACUGCAAUGUCUGCACCUGUUGUAUUCGGCGCAUGUGACCAAUAAAAUUUGAUUUGAUUUGAUACCUCGUGAAGCUGGUUGAGAGAAUGGCAAGAGUGUGCAAAGCUGUCAUCAAGGCAAAGGGUGGCUAUUUGAAGAAUCUCAAAUAUAAAAUAUUUUGAUUUGUUUAACACUUUUUUGCUUACUACAUGAUUCCAUAUGUGUUAUUUCAUAGUUUUGAUGUCUUCACUAUUAUUCUACAAUGAAAAAAAAAUAGUAAAAAUAAAGAAAAACCCUUGAAUGAGUAGGUGUGUCCAAACUUUUGACUGGUAGUGUAUAUAUAUAUCAAGCUGGGAAGAGGUCUUGCUCAGAAACACCUAGGCAAAGUAUUGUGUUAAAUGAUACAUGCACACUGCUUGGUUGUGGUCAAAUCAUUAUUUUUGGUUAGAGGUAGCAACAUUAGAGGCUACUAUAGAAUGUUACCCAGGAUGUUGGUAUAUUCCCUAAAUAGGAUACAUAAUAGCUUGUUAAAUGUUGAUGUAUGGAGGACUGUCCUCCCACCUAUAGUAGAAUAGUGUUACAGCUAAUUACAAGCUGUACUGGUGGGAGGCUGCAGCAUGUGGUAUCAUUAUCAUAAGUGAACCAUAAACCCACUGGACCAGAAGACACUACACUACUCAUGAACAAGAACAGAAUCAUAAAUGUGCAUUCUGUACAUACAAGCAGGAACAGGCUUAACAAUAUGUGACUUACAGAGCACUCAGGUCAAAAACAAAGGUUCCAACCUAUGUUAUUUUUUUUGUAUUUUAUUCUGAAACAUGUCAUUCUUCUUUCUCUUUUCCCAGGGUUUCGGUAACGUUGGCAUGCACUCCAUGCGUUACCUGCACCGUUUCGGGGCCAAGUGUGUUGGUGUUGGAGAGAUGGAUGGAAGCAUCUGGAACCCCAAUGGCAUCGACCCCAAGGAGCUGGAGGACUACAAGCUGGUUAGUACACAAUUCAUAUCUACAGUCACUAACCUGCAGGUCGACCUCUCUCUGGCUGUUUCAUGCCCAUGUAGAGAGCACAGUCUAAGGGUGCCACCUAGGGGAUGUACAGUCUUCCUACACUCAAAGUCCUCCACAGACAUACAGCCAACAUCCAAGUGGCUCCAAUGGCAAACCAGGAUACACUUUGGUCCUGUAACUGUAUGUCUCUGUCUCAUUGUCUUUCUCUCUCGUUCUUCUCACCAGAAACACGGCACCAUCGUGGGCUUCCCCAACUCCACACCAUACGAAGGCAGCAUCCUGGAGGCUGACUGUGACAUCCUGAUCCCCGCCGCCAGCGAGAAGCAGCUGACCAGGAAUAACGCCCACAAAAUCAAGGCCAAGGUCAGAGUUCAACAAUCAUGUCCAGACCAGCAGUCACUCUUAUGACACAUUUUACAUUACAUUUUACAUUUUAGUCAUUUAGCAGAUGCUCUUAUCCAGAGCGACUUACAGUUAGUGAGUGCAUACAUAUUUUAUUUUUUUCAUACUGGCCCCCCGUGGGAAUCGAACCCACAACCCUGGCAUUGCAAGCGCCAUGCUCUACCAACUGAGCUACACGGGGCACACUGAGUAAUGUGCAGUGAUUCCACAUUUAAUGCAGGCUAAAGUUAUACACAAUCAUCACUGACCUCUAUUGAACCUCACUAACAGUAGGAACAUGUUUGUGGAAAGCUGGAUUUGGUAUGUAUAGUGUAUGUAAAUCGUCUUUUGUUUUUCCAGAUCGUUGCUGAAGGAGCCAACGGCCCCACCACCCCUGACGCUGAUAAGAUCUUCCUGGAGAGGAAUAUCAUGGUGAUUCCGGUAAGAGGCUGUAUGCAUAUUUCAGACUGCAUAUUCAUUUUUUCUCCACUUUCGCAACUUGUAGCAGGUUCGAUUAGAUUCUGUUGGUCCUGGAGACCUAGAUAUUUUUAGGGCCGUUUUCACAGACCCAGAUCUAAACAAAUUGGCCUAGAAGUAAGGCCAGGGCCCGUGUCCACAAAGCAUCUCAGAGUAGGAGUGUUGAUCUACGAUCUGUCCAUACAAUUACAAUCUUAUUCAUUAUGAACUUAAAAGCCAAACUGAUCCUAAAUCAGCACUCGUACUCUGAGACGCUUUGUGGAUACUGGCCCAGAUUCUGACUUGGUAAGUCUACAUUUUACAUUUACAUUUUAGUCAUUUAGCAGACGCUCUUAUCCAGAGCGACUUACAGUUAAGUGAGUGCAUACAUUUUCAUACUGGCCCCCCGUGGGCUACAGUGAAGACAGGGAUUUCAUGGACAUUAAUUAGUUGGAUUGUAUACCUCUGGUCUCCAGAGUCUGACUCCAUUUCUUUGAAUGGAGAUUAAUCAUAGUCCAGGAAUACAUAUUAUAUUAUUUAUUUUUAACUUUUGUUUAGAAGUCAAUUUUGUGCAGAUAGUUGCUUAAUCUGUCUCAGUGUAACUUACUCUUUGACUUCACAGCUCUUGAUUGCCUGUUUGUUACAGCAUAGCUGUAAUGUUAGUGUUUGCAAACUAGUCCACCAUGUAUUUUAUUCAGGACAUGUACCUGAACGCUGGUGGAGUGACUGUCUCCUACUUUGAGUGGCUGAAGAACCUGAACCAUGUCAGCUACGGUAGACUGACCUUCAAGUACGAGAGGGACUCCAACUACCACCUGCUCAGUAAGUCUGACACUUCCCAAACCGUAGUGACGCACUCGCUCCUGCUAGUUCAGUCUACUCUCUGUUAUGCCACAUAAAGAUGUAUUUUGUUUAUCUUGUAUUAUGCUAAAGUUGUAUUUAUUACUGUAGUUCAAGCAUUGAAAUCUUUAAUUACUUCCCUAUGUCAAGGGGGGAUAAUUGUUAGAAUGGGAAUGAGGACUAUUUGAAAUUUCAUAAAUCAUUGGCUGCUUAACCACAAUGUUUUUUUUUUUUUACAGCUGUGACUUACACAUUUAAUAUUUUUUUGACUGCAGAGUAUAAUAUAAUAUAAUAUGCCAUUUAGCAGAUGCUUUUAUCCAAAGCGACUUACAGUCAUGUGUGCAUAAAUUUUUACGUAUGGGUGGUCCCGGGGAUCGAACCCACUACCCUGGCGUUACAAGCGCCAUGCUCUACCAAUUGAGCUACAGACACACACACGAAAUGUCGCUCACAACAAAGGGAACUAACAAAGAAAAUCACUGACAAACAAAACGGAAACAGGUAGGUUUUAGGAGGGGUUCUCAAAGACACUCAUGGGGCUGUCCACCAAAAGUUGACUAGCAACAAGAGUCUGGAUCCUAGUCUGGUCCUCUGUAGCUCAAUUGGUAGAGCAUGGCGCAUGUCCUGCUGGAAAAACCAAUCCUCAGAGUUGGAGAACAAUGUCAGAGCAAAAGGAAGCACAUUUUCUUCCAGGACAACCUUGUACGUGGCUUGAUUCAUGCGUCCUUCACAAAUACAAAUCUGCCCGAUUCCAGCCUUGCUGAAGCACCCCCAGAUCAUGACCGAUCCUCCACCAAAUUUCACAGUGGGUGCGAGACACUGUGGCUUGUAGGCCUCUCCAGGUCUCCGUCUAACCAUUAGACGACCAGGUGUUGGGCAAAGCUGAAAAUUGGACUCGUCAGAGAAGAUGACCUUACUCCAGUCCUCUACGGUGCAAUCCUUAUGGUCUUUUGCAAACCUCAGCCUGGCUCUUCUUUGCUUCUCAUUGAUGAAGGGCUUUUUUCUAGCUUUGCACGACUUCAGCCCUGCCCCUAGGAGCCUGUUUCGAACCGUCCUCGCCGUGCACUUCACCCCAGCUGCCGUUUGCCAUUCUUUUUGUAGGUCACUUGAUGUCAUCCUACGAUUGUUGAGUGACAUUCGAAUGAGUUGGCGGUAAUCCCGGUCAGUAGAGAGUCGUUUUCGCCCUCUGCCGGUCUGUAGCUUUGUUGUCUGCUACUUGACCUUGUUCUUAUGAACCACGGUCUUUGAAAUUUUAAGGAUGGAAGCAACCUGACGCUCACUGUAUCCUUCUGCCAGUAAAGCCAGAAUUGAACCCUUCUUUUCCUCACUCAAAACAUUCCUUUUCAACUCUUUCGGCAUGGUCAAUAGUUAUUUUUUGAUUUAAUAUUACUUUUGAGGUACUAUUAGCACUGUUUUUGCCAUCCAGCUGGUCCUAUUGUAAGAGGAUAGUGAUGACCACAACAGUGGUUUUUAUACUUUUCCUCCUUAAAUAAGAUUUGGUUCAUGUGAUCACAUAAUCAGUACCUAAUUCAGUAGAAUGAGGUGUGCCUGUGUUGGAAUUCAACAGACACUGAAAUGGAAUGGCUGUCAUACAUGUAGAGAUGCUGAUUUAAGGAAAAUUUGCAUUGGUCUCUUAAUAUUUUCCACAGCUGUGUGUGUGUAUAUGUAUGUGUAUAUACAGUGGGGAGAACAAGUAUUUGAUACACUGCCGAUUUUGCAGGUUUUCCUACUUACAAAGCAUUUAGAGGUCUGUAAUUUUUAUCAUAGGUACACUUCAACUGUGAGAGACGGAAUCUAAAACAAAAAUCCAGAAAAUCACAUUGUAUGAUUUUUAAGUAAUUCAUUUUCAUUUUAUUGCAUGACAUAAGUAUUUGAUACAUCAGAAAAGCAUAACUUAAUAUUUGGUACAGAAACCUUUGUUUGCAAUUACAGAGAUCAUAUGUUUCCUGUAGGUCUUGACCAGGUUUGCACACACUGCAGCAGGGAUUUUGGCCCACUCCUCCAUACAGACCUUCUCCAGAUCCUUCAGGUUUUGUGGCUGUCGCUGGGCAAUACGGACUCUCAGCUCCCUCCAACGAUUUUCUAUUGGGUUCAGGUCUGGAGACUGGCUAGGCCACUCCAGGACCUUGAGAUGCUUCUUACGGAGCCACUCCUUAGUUGCCCUGGCUGUGUGUUUCGGGUCGUUGUCAUGCUGGAAGACCCAGCCACGACCCAUCUUCAGUGCUCUUACUGAGGGAAGGAGGUUGUUGGCCAAGAUCUCACGACACAUGGCCCCAUCCAUCCUCCCCUCAAUACGGAGUCGUCCUGUCCCCUUUGCAGAAAAGCAUCCCCAAAGAAUGAUGUUUCCACCUCCAUGCUUCACGGUUGGGAUGGUGUUCUUGAGGUUGUACUCAUCCUUCUUCUUCCUCCAAACACGGCGAGUGGAGUUUAGACCAAAAAGCUCUAUUUUUGUCUCAUCAGACCACAUGACCUUCUCCCAUUCCUCCUCUGGAUCAUCCAGAUGGUCAUUGGCAAACUUCAGACGGGCCUGGACAUGCGCUGGCUUGAGCAGGGGGACCUUGCGUGCGCUGCAGGAUUUUAAUCCAUGACGGCGUAGUGUGUUACUAAUGGUUUUCUUUGAGACUGUGGUCCCAGCUCUCUUCAGGUCAUUGACCAGGUCCUGCCGUGUAGUUCUGGGCUGAUCCCUCACCUUCCUCAUGAUCAUUGAUGCCCCACGAGGUGAGAUCUUGCAUGGAGCCCCAGACCGAGGGUGAUUGACCGUCAUCUUGAACUUCUUCCAUUUUCUAAUAAUUGCGCCAACAGUUGUUGCCUUCUCACCAAGCUGCUUGCCUAUUGUCCUGUAGCCCAUCCCAGCCUUGUGCAGGUCUACAAUUUUAUCCCUGAUGUCCUUACACAGCUCUCUGGUCUUGGCCAUUGUGGAGAGGUUGGAGUCUGUUUGAUUGAGUGUGUGGACAGGUGUCUUUUAUACAGGUAACGAGUUCAAACAGGUGCAGUUAAUACAGGUAAUGAGUGGAGAACCGGAGGGCUUCUUAAAGAAAAACUAACAGGUCUGUGAGAGCCGGAAUUCUUACUGGUUGGUAGGUGAUCAAAUACUUAUGUCAUGCAAUAAAAUGCAAAUGAAUUACUUAAAAAUCAUACAAUGUGAUUUUCUGGAUUUUUGUUUUAGAUUCCGUCUCUCACAGUUGAAGUGUACCUAUGAUAAAAAUUACAGACCUCUACAUGCUUUGUAAGUAGGAAAACCUGCAAAAUCGGCAGUGUAUCAAAUACUUGUUCUCCCCACUGUGUGUGUGUAUAUGUAUGUAUGUAUGUGUAUGUGUAUGUAUGUAUAUAUAUAUAUAUAUAUAUAUAUAUAUAUAUAUAUAUAUAUAUAUCAGUUGAAGUCGGAAGUUUACAUACACUUAGGUUGGAGUCAUUAAAACUAGUUUUUCAACCACUCCACAAAUGUCUUGUUAACAAACUAUAGUUUGUAAUUUUUCCAACAAUUGUUUACAGUCAGAUUAUUUCACUUAUAAUUCACUGUAUCACAAUUACAGUGGGUCAGAAGUUUACACACACUAAGUUGACUGUGCCUUUAAACAGCUUGGAAAAUUCCAGAAAAGUAUAUCAUGGCUUUAGAAGCUUCUGAUAGGCUAAUUGACAUCAUUUGAGUCAAUUGUAGGUUUACCUGUGGAUGUAUUUCAAGGCCUACCUUCAAACUCAGUGCCUCUUUGCUUGACAUCAGGGGAAAAUCAAAAGAAAUCAGCCAAGACCUCAGAACAUAAAUUGUAGACCUCCACAAGUCUAGUUCAUCCUUGGGAGCAAUUUCCAAACGCCUGAAGGUACCACGUUCAUCUGUACAAACAAUAGUAUGCAAGUAUAAACACCAUGGGACCACGCAGCCGUCAUACCGCUCAGGAAGGAGACGCGUUCUGUCUCCUAUAGAUGAACGUACUUUGGUGCGAAAAGUGCAAAUCAAUCCCAGAAAAACAGCAAAAGACCUUGUGAAGAUGCUGGAGGAAACCGGUACAAAAGUAUCUAUAUCCACAGUAAAACGAGUCCUAUAUCGACAUAACCUGAAAGGCCGCUCAGCAAGGAAGAAGCCACUGCUCCAAAACCGCCAUAAAAAAGCCAGACUACGGUUUGCAACUGCACAUGGGGACAAAGAUCAUACUUUUUGGAGAAAUGUCCUCUGGAUUGAUGAAACAAAAAUAGAACUGUUCUGCCAUAAUGACCAUCGUUAUGUUUGGAGGAAAAGGGGACGGCUUGCAAGCCGAAGAACACCAUCCCAACCGUGACGCACGGGAGUGGCAGCAUCAUGCUGUGUGAAUGCUUUGCUGCAGGAGGGACUGGUGCACUUCACAAAAUAGAUGGCAUCAUGAGGAAGGAAAAUUAUGUGGAUAUAUUGAAGCAACAUCUCAAGACAUUAGUCAGGAAGUUAAAGCUUGGUCGCAAAUGGGUCUUCCAAAUGGACAAUGACCCCAAGCAUACUUCCAAAGUUGUGGCAAAAUGGCUUAAGGACAACAAAGUCAAGGUAUUGGAGUGGCCAUCACAAAGCCCUGACCUCAAUCCUAUAGAAAAUGUGUUGCGGCUGUCUGUUUGCCUUUUGCAAAUGUCAAAAUACAAUCGCAGGAAAAAUGUACAGUUUGGAAAGCAAAUGCCUACCCCUCAAAAGAGAAGACUGUCUGUGGAACGGCCCUUCUCACACACACACACACACACACACACACAGUACAGUGUUGGGCACAGCCCCUCCUCUGUGCCUGGAGAUACACAACAUUAUUGGCAGUCACAUUAUGCAGAGUUUCCAGGAAGAGGUGGAUGCUGACUCUGUCUGCAAGCCAUGUCUGACACUCUCGCUCACCCUCUCUCUCUUUCCCGUCUAUCAGCAGCAUCAGUCAAUGAGGCAGUCUCACAUUGUGCACAUGCAUUUUCACACAAAAGCCCCCUCACUCAUGAUGAGCGGAUUAGCAUUAGAUCUUUAUCUGGCUGGUCCUCUUGCAUUCAAUUAUGUAAUCCAAUGUAGGUGAGUGUUUUUUCAUUAAAUUGCAGGGGAGGAUUGAGCUGGUGUUAUGCUUGUCACCGAGUGGGAGGUUUUCUGAGUAUUUCAGAAGCUGAAUCCAUUCCCCAGUCACAUGAGUGGCAAGAUUGGGCAAUGUUGGAGACAUGGUAGAGGGCUCAGAAUAGAUACAGCUGUGAGUUGCCAAUCCCCAAAAUGUUUGCAGAAAUUGAAAAUGUAUACCAGAUUAUUAAUGCAAGUGAACUAACUAAUCUAAAGUUAGUUCACUUGCAUUAUGGUUCAGUGAGGAUUCAUUCAGAGGAUUCAUAUAGACUACUACAUAUCUUCUAUUCUAAUACAUAUGAACUGUCUGUGUUCUCGCUCAGUGUCCGUCCAGGAGAGUCUGGAGAGGAAGUUUGGGAAGCAUGGAGGAGCAAUCCCAGUUGUCCCUACCUCUGAGUUCCAGGCUAGGAUCGCUGUGAGUACAACCCUUCUCCCCCUAUUAUUUCAAUGCCCCUGGAUUACUUUCCCCUCAUUCAAACAAUACCCCUAAGAUACAAUAUUAUAUACAUCACAAUAGACAUUCAACAGGAACUGUUGAUUUUGUUCUCUUGUAAUUGCUUGUGUCUCAGUAUUCACAAACAAAAACACAGACUCUUGUUGGACAGGAAUUUUUUGCAUAUGCAAUAUACAUAGGACAAUAAAUGUGUGCUUCAUAGGAAAAUAACGCCUAAUAACACCUAAUGUGAACUCCAUUGAAUGCAUUAACCUUGUAUGGGACACCAGUAAACAAUGCAACCUGAUCCUGAUGACAGACUAUCCCCAUAGGGGAUUUAUCCUGGGAAAAACCACUCCCUCCCUCACGCCACAGUCAAACAGACUCGUUUAGGACAGACUUGUAAAAUCAGAUACAUCCUCUGCUUGCUGAUUUCCCCAGACACCAUUUUGUACAUUAGUCUCAAAGAUUCACACAUAUUACCUUACUGUUGAUAAAUGAGGCUCACUGAAUGACAGACUGGAGAUAAAUGCUUUGGUCCUGCAAUUUCAUUAUAACCAAGUUUAGAGAUAUUUCAUAGUUAAGCUGCAUUUCUCUAGAGAUGAGUAAUGGUUUAGUUUAGUGGGCUAAAUGUGAGCUCUGAGCCCUAUUUUCAAUGUAUUUUCCUCUGUUUGGGUCCAGGGCGCAUCAGAGAAGGACAUUGUGCACUCAGGACUGGCCUACACCAUGGAGAGGUCUGCCAGGGUAAGAGGCUGAUUGCUUAAACAUGAUUAUCUGUGCUAAACUGUUCCUCACAGGUACAGAGGUUUUAUUGAAAGGAAAUACUUUCUUAAUCCAACACGAGGUCCUGAGGCAUCUUAUUAGGGGAAAUAAGGUUUUGAAAGUUGAAGGCAUCAAGUUCCAUUUCUGGUUUACACAUCUCAUUACCCAAACAGCACUAUGCUCAUAUUGCCUUUUCACUGCUAUCUUGCCACUGUUUUAUUUUCCCAAUGCCAGCUCAUAAAAGGAAUCCCUCUUGAACAUGCAUGCGCGUACACACACACACACACACACACACACACUCCCUCUCUCACUGGUUUGCUGUGCGUGCGAGCAGAGCCUAUGGGUAACUGGAGAAGCCAGGGCUUUGUUAGUCUCAUUUGUUAAUCCCCAGCUCUGAUGCCAGAGAGAGCAGAGAUAGCAUGAGGAUUCAGGCCAUUACCGGCUCCUAAUCACACGGACAACCCUAUACCAUUGACACACACUAUCUAUCCCACAAAAACAGGUGACUUUAAUGUCACGUCUGACUGAGGAUACAGCAACUGCAUAAUACAGGGUUACCUAUACCGCCUCCCAGGAAAUGUAAUACUCUGUGCAGACAUACUGCAUGACAAUCUGCUGGUUUAUUACUUAGUUAUUUCUAUACAAGUACACAUAAAUGUUUUAUUAUCCUGUGGAAAUGGAUCACUCCAUUGAAAAUGGAACAAUAGAGGUGUAUUGCUGUAGGUAACAAAUGGAGAAGGAGAGGAAAAUAAUGAAUACUUGAAGGGAGAUUUUAUAUCUUUGUUUAUAUUAUUUGUUUUCUCUUCCUCUUUAGCAAAUAAUGCGUACCGCUAACAAGUACAACCUGGGCCUUGACCUGAGGACAGCAGCGUACGUCAACGCCAUCGAGAAGGUCUUCAAGGUGUACAACGAGGCAGGUCUUACCUUCACAUAG
Coregonus sp. 'balchen' is the source of this 16327-nucleotide messenger RNA. NCBI's taxonomy places the organism in Eukaryota, Metazoa, Chordata, Actinopteri, Salmoniformes, Salmonidae. The record is from the annotation of a GenBank genome assembly.